ACAUCUCUCAACGGUGACUCCUUAUAUAUUCAACCCCUCUUCCUCUGCCGGAAAACAUCCACAAUCCAAUACGCCGUCGUUUUCGCUUAAACCCUACAAAUCACAUUUCUAAACUCUUAACUCACUCUCAUUUCCGCUUUUUCCGGUGUACGAUGAUGUCUGAAACUGCACUUCGAGAUCUUAAUUUGCUUCCUAAACCUGAAAGGACAAAGGAAACAUCAAGUAAAGACGUCUUAGCUAAGACAUAUGUCGAACCUACCAAUGAAAAUGUUGAAGAGAAACAAAGAAAAAACAUCGGCUGUUUUGUUGAACCACCUUUGAAUGGUAACGAGGUUGCAAAUUCUGGCGCAGAGGUGGUAGUUGUGGAAAUGGAAUACAUUGAAUCCGAGAAACUGAAUGAUCUAGAAGAUGUUGAUAAGAGUCUUAAGGUACUUAUAGUUGGUUUAGAGUCUAAAGACUGGGUUUUGCUCUGUGAGACACUUAACAAUGUACGACGUUUAUCAAUAUACCACAAGGAAGCACUGCAAGAUAUACUGGACAAUGUGAUUACCCUUGUUGUGAAAGCCCUGAAAAAUCCAAGAAGUGCUGUCUGUAAAACCGCCAUCAUGACUUCUGCAGACAUUUUCAAAGCAUUUGGGGAUAGCAUAGUUGAUUUGUUGGAUCCUUUGCUUGUAGUACUUCUUCUCAAGUCAUCUCAAGACAAGCGCUUUGUAUGUGAGGCUGCGGAAAAAGCUUUAAUAAGUUUGACAAUGUGGGUCUCUCCUGUUUGUUUGUUACCGAAGUUGCAACCUUAUCUUAAGAACCGCAAUCCUCGUAUUCGUGCAAAGGCGUCAUUGUGUGUUUCUCGUAGUGUACCACGGCUGGGUGCUGAGGGGAUAAAAGAUUUUGGAAUUGACAAAUUGAUCCAAAUAGCCUCAUCCCAACUGAGCGACCAGCUUCCUGAAUCUCGAGAGGCUGCUCGUGCUCUGUUAUUGGAACUACAGACGGCAUACGAAAAAGGGCCUGUUUUGGCAUCAGAGCAAGACGCAGCUUCUGUCGAACCUCAAGUACUUUCUUGGGAGCAGUUCUGUGAAUCUAAUCUUCCAAAGUUAAGUGCUCAAGCUGUUCUUCGUGUCACCAGCGUUACACGAGAGGGUUUUGUUUCAGGUUUGUAACGCCAAUAUACACGAUCUGUUUGGAGCUAUAGUGAGUAUUCUAUGAUUUUUCCCGUGCCCUUGAAUCUUGUUUACUUGUAAAUGCUUUCGCAUUAAGUUUGAAAAGAAGUGAUUGGUAUAUGUAGUUGAGAUGCAUGUUCUAAACAUUAUUGCACCCAUUAUUCAGUUUUAAAAUGCAUAUUAUACA
This is a messenger RNA of Erigeron canadensis, 1341 nucleotides long. RefSeq lists its product as uncharacterized. Gene Ontology annotation, cellular component: cytoplasmic microtubule. Gene Ontology annotation, biological process: microtubule cytoskeleton organization. NCBI's taxonomy places the organism in Eukaryota, Viridiplantae, Streptophyta, Magnoliopsida, Asterales, Asteraceae. The record is from RefSeq and is a predicted model, not a curated record. The transcript is spliced from 6 exons. Gene Ontology annotation, molecular function: microtubule binding. The coding region runs from base 153 to 1154 and encodes 333 amino acids.